CUGACAAGGAGGAGUAGUAGGCAGAUAGCUAAAGGAUGGCCUGCACACAGAUAGGAGGAGUACAGGCUAAAAAGCUUCUUCCGCUGCUACCUGUUCCAUGUCGAUCCUGCCGCAGCACCACAGUCAUCUUAGGGGUACGCCUGAUCAUCAUCCUGUUCCUGUGCUCUCUGCUUUCCUGCUCCAACGCGCAGUCAUGCAAAUCCUCCGGCUCCAACCUUGCUCUGGCGGACAGUAGUCUCACCUGGAUAACCGUUGACUACGAUCGAGUGAACCAGGGUUAUCUGUUCCUCACGGAUUCAGGUACCUUGCUGCUAGAUACACAGAGCGCCAUCCCUCAAGAAGAGACACUCAGCUCGUACAGAAAUGGUACGUCUUCAAACUCGCCUGGGCUGUACCUUCCAUGGGGAUAUAUCUGGUACGGGGGAAUCUUCAGGCUUAGCUUCAACAUGGGCGGCGUCCACUACGAGCCGGACAACCAGACGCCGGCGAGCCUGGUCGUGGCCAUACUACCCGCGUACGACUUCAGUGGCAACCAGAACCGUGAUAUGUCCAUAGUACUACCACCCGACUCAUGGAGCCAACAAAACACAUCUGGAUCUGGUUCUUCGCAGAUGGGUUCAUGUACAUGGCCUCUGUACGCUGCCGCCAGUACUGCCUGUGUGCAGAUUUCUGUAGAGCCGGGGAGGAACUCCGUAGAAGCUUUCCUUGCAUACGACCCUCUUGGGAAACGGUUGUCGGUCAGCGUCGGUGACGCUGCACGGAACCCAGAGGCUCCCUACGCCGUCGCCACCUCCAUGGCCUUCGACUUGGGAGAAAUGCUGGCGGGGGAGCGAGUAAGAGGCCAAAUUGGUCUUUUCUCCUCGGUCGGGCAGCUCGCUCAGCUCCAGAGCUGGAACUUGACGGUCCACCGGCCUCUCCCCAAGCAAGGUUCCCAAAAGUGGGUCGUUGCUGUACUGUCCUCGGUGCUGGGCUCUGUAGCUGCGACUCUUGUCGCGGCUACCGCUGUGUACUGCUACCUCAACUCGAAAUACAGACGGUGGAAGAAGGAGCUGGACGAGCUGGCCAAGACUAUGCAGAGCCUCCCCGGUGUGCCGAUGCACAUCGACUUCGCAGACAUCAAGAAGGCCACCGACAACUUUGACGACGCGAUGAAGCUUGGGCGAGGCGGAUUUGGGGCCGUCUACGGAUGCGUUCUUCCUGCUGCUGCUUCAAGGACGGGGCAAGCAAUCAAGGUGGCCAUCAAGAAGUUCACGCGGGAACUCCAGGACCACCGCUACCAAGACUUCCUCGCGGAGGUCAGCGUCAUCAACCGUCUGCGGCACAAGAACGUUGUCCCACUUGUCGGCUGGUCCUACAACAAAGGAGAGCCCCUGCUUAUAUACGAGUACAUGAAGAAUGGUAGCUUGGACCAGCAUCUGUUCCCGAAUGGUGGCUUUGGCCGGGGGCGGCAGCAGAAUGAUGCAGCUAUUGGGCAAUGGGACACCCGCUACGGCAUUGUCAGGGAUAUAGCUACAGGUCUGCACUACCUUCAUCACGAGCACGAGCCAAUGGUGCUGCACCGUGACAUCAAGGCAAGCAAUGUCAUGCUCGACUCCACCUUCUGUGCUCGCCUUGGUGACUUCGGUAUCGCCUGCACAGUCGCUGCAGACAGGAGCUCCAUCACCGGCAUCGCCGGAACCAUUGGCUACAUAGCUCCAGAGAGCUUCUAUAACUUCAAGGCCGCACGACAGACUGACAUAUAUGCAUUUGGGGUGCUUAUCCUUGAGGUGGUUUCUGGCAAGAAGAGUUCAGACGUCCCAGCGGAGGAUGGCCACAUCAGUCUCUGGGCGCGGCGCCUUCACCGUGAGGGUACGCUACUGGAGGCCUUAGAUGGUAUGUUUGUCUCAGGGAAGGAUCAACCUCAUGUUGUGGAGGAGGCCAAACGUUUACUGCUGCUCGGCAUGGCUUGCACCAGCCUCAACCCGUCCAGUCGCCCAAGCAUGACGGAUGUACUUCAGGUCAUCGGCAAGUUGACGCCACCGCCAGACGUGUCCCUUGAGCAACCAACACUACCGUGGCUGCCAGCAGGAGAGUGGUCUUCAGUCAGCUCUGAAUACGGUACAUCAGUAAUAGCUAACAAUCAAGAUGGGAGUUCAGAAAGCACGACCGAGAUUGAGCUGCAUCACAGGAAAAACAUAUGGGAAUGUAGCAACCCAUCCUUCAGGUCAACAAAUGGCAAUCUUCCUUAGGGGCAACACUCAAGCCAAAGUAGAAAGAUUCAACAUGAUCACUUUAUAUCCCUCGGUGGGAUGCUUAUUUUGCUAUGUCGAUUUAUGCUAGCACUACUCAUGCAAACUCUUUUGCCCAUGGGCCCAUUAUGUAAGGUUGCCAUGUAUCAAUAUAUUUAGAAAGAAUUCAUACCAGUAUUGUUAUCAUUGACCAAGUCUCGGACGGUUCAUAGUCGAAUUAGUAAGCGAAA
Lolium rigidum is the source of this 2458-nucleotide messenger RNA. RefSeq names its product probable L-type lectin-domain containing receptor kinase S.5. The coding region runs from base 36 to 2228 and encodes 730 amino acids. Gene Ontology annotation, biological process: protein phosphorylation. Gene Ontology annotation, molecular function: ATP binding; protein kinase activity. Lineage: Eukaryota; Viridiplantae; Streptophyta; Magnoliopsida; Poales; Poaceae. The record is from RefSeq and is a predicted model, not a curated record. Gene Ontology annotation, cellular component: plasma membrane. The transcript is spliced from 2 exons.